AUGCACAUUUUAUUAAAAGAAGACCUAGAGAGAGAGGCCCUUGCAGAUAUAGGGCAGAAGCUGCUGCAGGAGAAGAAAAUCGCUGUGGUCACGCUGGCAGGCGGAAGCGGGUCAAGGCUUGGAUAUGACAAGCCCAAGGGAACGUUUGUGCUGGAAACCGCGCGCUCCCCAAGGCUGUCUCUUUUCCAGAGACAGGCAAAGCAGAUCAUUCCGGCAGGCAUGCCAUGGGUCCUUAUGGUGUCAAACGAGACUAUGCACGAGACAAUUGAGCAUCUGCAGAAAAAAGUGCUUUCAGAGCAAGACGAGGUUUUUGUGAUUGUGCAGCAGGACGUGGAGGCCUUGGACCUAAACAACCGAAGCCUGCUUCUUGACGCAAACAACGCCCCAAUAACUGUUCCCAACGGAAAUGGGUGUGUGUUCAAAGCGCUUAGGGCAGGGGCGCACAUAUGUGUCAGAAAAAGCGCAAUAUCACACAAAAACACGUCUAUUGUAGAAAGGCUAUCUGGCGUUAAGUACUUCAACGUUGUGUCGGUGGACAACGUGCUUGUGAAAAUAGGGGAUCCUGUAAUGGCAGGGUACGCACAAACGCACAGCCUGGAGGUGACCAGCGCAGGGAUACCCGAGCCGGAAAACAAAAAAAUGGGCGUCUUUGAGGUUGUGAAAAACAAGAUUGCAGUGAGAGAGUACACAUAUGACAGCUCGGACAGCCAGCCUGUUGUAAAUGCGAAAGGAGCCAAGCUUUCCAACAUUGCAAACCAUCUCAUAAGCAAGGAGUACAUCCAAAGCAUCUCUGUUGAGGACAUCCCGCAGCACGAGGCCAUAAAGAAAAUACCGUGCAAGGCAAACAUGCAUCCAACCGCUCCGAAUGCGAUAAAGCGAGAGCUGUUUAUUUUCGAUGGAUUCCAAUGGGCGCAGAACCAUGGUGUUGUGGAGUACGAGCAGAGCGCGUACGAAGGCCUGAAAAACAAGGAAGGAGACGCGGACAGCGUGAAAACAUGCAUACAGGCACUGGACAUGCAGUGA
This is a messenger RNA of Nematocida major, 1023 nucleotides long. Its product is annotated as UDP-N-acetylglucosamine/UDP-N-acetylgalactosamine diphosphorylase. Gene Ontology annotation, biological process: UDP-N-acetylglucosamine biosynthetic process. The record is from RefSeq and is a predicted model, not a curated record. Gene Ontology annotation, molecular function: UDP-N-acetylglucosamine diphosphorylase activity. NCBI's taxonomy places the organism in Eukaryota, Fungi, Microsporidia. The transcript has a single exon. Bases 1 to 1023 code for a protein of 340 amino acids.